Messenger RNA from Haemorhous mexicanus (house finch), 4703 nucleotides. RefSeq names its product dymeclin (gene DYM). The transcript is spliced from 19 exons. The record is from RefSeq and is a predicted model, not a curated record. Gene Ontology annotation, biological process: Golgi organization. Bases 175 to 2346 code for a protein of 723 amino acids. Gene Ontology annotation, cellular component: Golgi apparatus. Lineage: Eukaryota; Metazoa; Chordata; Aves; Passeriformes; Fringillidae.
GCAUGCGCAGCUGUGCCGCGCCGGCGACGUGGAGGCGGGCGGGGACCGUGAGGGGCCGUGAGGGGACCCGGGAGCGGCACGGGCCGAGGCACCCUGCUACUGACCCCGCCACCGACCUCGGGCCAGCGCAUGGACGAAAUGAAAAUUUAGAAAAACCUUUGCCAAAUAAAGAAGAUGGGAGCAAAUAGCAGCAGCAUCAGUGAGCUUCCAGAAAAUGAGUACUUACAGAAACUGUCAGGAUCAGAGCCCAUCUCUGAGAAUGACCCGUUCUGGAAUCAGCUUCUGUCCUUUAGCUUCACCACUCCAACAAACAGCGCUGAUUUAAAGCUCUUGGAAGAAGCCACAAUCUCAGUCUGCAAGUCUUUAGUUGAGAAGAAUCCUCGAACAGGAAACCUUGGAUCAUUGAUUAAGGUCUUUCUUUCUCGAACCAAAGAGUUAAAAAUUUCAGCAGAAUGUCAGAACCACCUCUUUAUCUGGCAGGCUCACAAUGCACUGUUCAUUAUUUGCUGUUUGCUGAAAGUAUUCAUCAGUCGAAUGUCAGAAGAGGAGCUGCAACUUCAUUUUACUUAUGAAGAGAAAGCAGGACCAAGCUCAUAUGGAGCGGAGUGUGAAGACCUCAUAGAAGAGUUGCUGUGUUGUCUCAUCCAGCUCAUUGUUGAAAUUCCCCUCUUGUACCCCUGUCAGCACACAGACAGUAACUGGUGGAAAUGGUUGUGCUCAUGGUACAGGGGAAGGUACAGUGGAGGUGUCACUUCAGCUCUGGGGUAUGCAGUAAGAGAUAUUACAUACAGCAUUUCUUUGGAAGCCGUGACAACUCUCAUUGUGUUCCUCUCCUGCCAAUUAUUCCACAAAGAGAUUCUGCGAGAGAGCAUCAUUCACAGAUACCUGAUGCAUGGUCGAUGUCUCCCAUACACCAGCAGACUUGUGAAAACUUUGCUGUAUAAUUUCAUUAGACAAGAGAGAAGCCCUCCUCCAGGGACCCACGUCUUUCAGCAGCAAACAGAUGGAGGAGGACUGCUCUAUGGAAUUGCAUCUGGGGUGGCAACUGGCCUCUGGACAGUGUUCACGCUGGGUGGGGUGGGCAGCAAAGCGUCGGCACAGCUGGAGCAGUGCUCCCCUCUGGCCAGCCAGAGCCUGCUGCUGCUGCUGGUCCUGGCCAACCUGACUGACACUCCAGACACCCCAAACCCCUACAGGCAAGCCAUCAUGUCCUUCAAGAACACACAAGAUAACACUGCUUUUUCGUCAUCAAAUCCACAUGCUUUCCAGAUUAACUUUAACAGUUUAUACACAGCUUUAUGUGAUCAGCAGAAAUCUGAUCAAGCCACUCUUCUCUUAUACAUGCUUCUGCAUCAGAACAGCAACGUGCGCACCUACGUGUUGGCACGGACAGACAUAGAGAAUCUGGUUCUGCCAAUUCUUGAAAUCCUGUAUCACGUUGAAGAAAGGAAUUCACACCACGUGUACAUGGCCCUUAUAAUUUUGCUGAUCCUCACGGAGGAUGAUGGCUUCAACCGAUCCAUUCAUGAAGUGAUACUGAAAAACAUUACUUGGUAUGCUGAACGUGUCCUAACAGAGAUCUCACUUGGGAGUCUUCUGAUACUGGUUGUGAUAAGAACCAUCCAGUACAACAUGACACGGACAAGGGACAAAUACCUCCACACAAAUUGUCUGGCAGCCUUAGCAAAUAUGUCGGCACAGUUCCGCUCGCUUCAUCAGUAUGCUGCUCAGAGGAUCAUCAGUCUAUUUUCUCUGUUGUCUAAAAAACACAACAAAGUGCUGGAGCAAGCCACGCAGUCCUUGAGAGGUUCCUUGGGUUCAAAUGACUCUCCACUUCCUGAUUAUCACUUUUGGGAGAUGUCUGAUUGCCUUCACUUCUCUGAAACAAAGUUGAGACACGCACAGGACCUGAAUGUGAUUGAGGAAGUGAUCCGAAUGAUGCUGGAGAUCAUCAACUCCUGCCUGACCAACUCCCUCCAUCACAACCCCAACCUGGUGUACGCUCUGCUCUACAAGCGCGAUCUGUUCGAGCAGUUUCGGACUCACCCCUCCUUCCAGGACAUCAUGCAAAAUAUAGACCUGGUGAUCAGCUUUUUCAGCUCCCGAUUAGAGCAAGCUGGAGCUGAGCUGUCAGUGGAGCGAGUUCUGGAAAUCAUCAAGCAAGGAGCUGUUGCUUUGCCCAAAGACAGGCUAAGAAAGUUCCCCGAGCUGAAGUUUAAGUACGUGGAGGAGGAGCAGCCUGAGGAGUUCUUCAUCCCCUACGUGUGGUCCCUGGUGUACAACUCUGCCGUGGCCCUGUACUGGAACCCCCGUGACAUCCAGCUCUUCACCAUGGACUCGGGCUGAGGGACACCCCGGCCAGGCCAGCCCCGCUCCAUCUUACAGGAGUUGAACCUCUGCACCCCUUCCAACCUGACCCCCUCCAACUGCCCCCAUGACCCCAGAGCCAGUGUUCAGCCCAGCCUCAUGCUGGGACAGACUGGCGUGGGGCACUGAUGGCUUGUAGGCAACCUUGUGUUUAUAGUCCGUAACCUAGAGCUUGUUUGAUGAAAAUGAGGCCUUACACAUGGGGUAUGAUGUUACUACCAACCACAAACCUGAUUGUCCUUUUAACUUAACAGGCUAAAUGAGAUUGCAGGCUUUGAUUUGGAAGCAGUGUUUGUAUUUUUGGCUCUUCGGAGCGGGCAGCUUCCUUGGGUCAAGCUUUUUAUGGUCUCUUGGAUGCUGCUGCGGGGUGCUCGUUACCUAAUCCUGGUUUCCACUCACAGCCCUUCGUUUCUGUGGCACUGUCAAGGCUGCAGCCCUUAAAUUGCUGUCUACGCUGUCAUCCGAGGGAACUAAGCAAGCAGCAUCUUAAUCAGGUUAGCUCCCAGGCAGAUUCAAAACACUUGAUUUAGGUGUUUGUGGGAGGAUUUUCAAUAGCAAGUCUUCAGUUGCUGUUGUUGUUGUUUGACUGACAAAUACUCUCCAGAGGGCAAGAAACACCUGCUUUCGGAGUCAAGUCCCUGACAGACUUGUUUUUCUGUGCUCCUGUGCAAAAUUGUUCCUGGAAAUUGAACGUGUAAGGGAAGGGGGGAAAAAAAAGUCCAAAGAAAAUAAUUACAAGAUUGUAAAAUAGACCAGUGUCCUGUAAAUCUGUACGUAAUGGUGACAGUGUGUUUUGGGGAUCCUUGACAAAGCUCUGUGUUGAAAACCUCCUCUUGGCUUUUAAAGUUUUAUGGCAGAAGUAUAAAUUUAUCUGAAUGUAGAAUACUACUCUCUUUUUUGGUUGUUUUCAAGUGCCCUUUCCUGAUAUACCUGUUUCAGCAGUGGGAAAAGCAAAAGAUGUGGUGUGAUUUUGAAAGAAAUCUCAUUUUUCAAAGUGGGGAUCAUAUUUUGGGGAUGCCUGUUGCACACACGUGCACCCACUCUCCUCGUCCCACAUGCUGCUGUGGGGGGGACUGUCAGCAGUGCAUUGCAUGCCAAAACUUCAGUUUCAAGGAAUUAGUUCUUGAAGAUGCGUGGCAACCCUCUGUAUUCACUGCCUGCUCCAGCAUGUUCUGUUUGUUGACCUGAGGAAUCGGGUACGUUUGCUUUCAGAAAGUCCUUUGAAUGGCUUUAAAUAGAAUUUCUUGCACCGUUUCAUCCCUCUGAAGGAUGUGCUAAGAUUGUACUUCCCUUUUAUCUGCUUAUUUAGAGACAGAAGUCCAUUUGAGUCCUACACAAAUGGAGAUGCUGGCUUAUAAAAAAAAAAGAAAAAAAAAAGCUUUCCAAAUUUAUUUAAAUAUAGCUGCAAAGGGAUAUAUAGAACCCAUGAGCAUUUAGGGCUUUGAAAUGGCAGAAGCUUUUGAGAAAAGACGAUGGUAAGACUGGAGAUGCAGUGUUUUCUUAGGCAAAUAGGAGAAAUUAAUGAACCAUGACUGAGCUGCACAUAAGUUGAUCUGUAUUUUGGAUUUAUUCUGUUUUGUUUUGGUCUUUGAGCAAACGUCAAAAGGGGAUAACUAUUCUUGGUUACUGUAGUGAUUUGUAAUUUUGUCUUUAUUAAAAGACUAAGAGUGUUUGUGAGUCAACAGGGCUGCCCAGAUUUGUAAAGGUCAGUCUGAAGAUGCACUUUUAAACCGUGGAUUCUAAAGCUGCUGGGCUGGCUCAAUGUUCGUCUGUUUUAAACACUCCGGGAUGAGCAGAACCAGAGAGGCCCUGCCAGGGCAGACACUGCUCAGGCAGGUGUCAGACUGCAGAAAACCUGAUUUGUCUGUGAAAGGGCUUUUUACAAGAGAGGAGCACAUAAAGCAGCAGUCUGAUAGGAAAGGUCCAAAGCUGCUGAACCAUCAUCGGCAUCACACAGAAAAUUCUCUCUCGCUGUCCUUCCAUUGUGGUGGCACUGAGGUGCAGAGGGUUUGUUCUGAUGGCAUAAUUUCCUUGUGUGUUUUAUGAAAUACCCUGCUCCUGGGUCCCAGCUGGUUUGGAACAGAUGAAGUUACCACCUAAAGCCAAAACAGCAGAGCCAGACCAAGACUUAGGCAGAAAUUCAUGCUGGCCCCAUUGGCUCUCCCAAGAGCUGGAGUGUGACGUGGACCUGGCAGUGUCCUGACAUCUGCAGUCUGGUAUGGUCACAAAUACUCUGUUUUUCCUUCACCUUAGGGAUCCUUUUCAUUACUUUGUGUGAAAGAUUUAUUAUGCGUAAUUACAAAAAUAAAAAAAGAUUAAAAGAUGUAAAAAGUAAA